AGACGCACACGCUCGCUUGCCAUCUCCGUCUCUUGUUAGUCUCUUCUUUGAAGUUUUCCGUCGCAUCGGCCGUCAGAAUCGCGAGAAAAGCCAGAGCCGCCGUGAUUCGGAGGUGGGUUUUGGUUCUUCUCCAUCUUUCGGACCUCCCCGAUCCAGCUAUUUGCAGGUUAAUAUUUCUUAAAGAUGGCCGAUGCUGAAGAUAUUCAGCCCCUUGUUUGCGACAAUGGGACUGGAAUGGUGAAGGCUGGGUUUGCCGGUGAUGACGCACCUAGGGCAGUCUUUCCGAGUAUUGUCGGCAGGCCCCGGCACACUGGUGUUAUGGUUGGAAUGGGUCAGAAGGAUGCCUAUGUUGGUGAUGAAGCCCAAUCUAAAAGAGGUAUUCUUACCUUGAAAUAUCCCAUUGAGCAUGGUAUUGUCAGCAACUGGGACGACAUGGAGAAAAUAUGGCAUCACACCUUCUACAAUGAGCUCCGUGUUGCUCCGGAAGAGCAUCCUGUCCUUUUGACUGAAGCGCCUCUUAAUCCGAAGGCAAACAGAGAGAAGAUGACCCAAAUCAUGUUUGAAACUUUCAAUGUGCCGGCCAUGUAUGUUGCCAUUCAGGCUGUUCUGUCUCUUUAUGCCAGUGGUCGUACAACUGGUAUUGUGCUCGAUUCUGGUGAUGGUGUGAGUCACACUGUCCCAAUCUAUGAGGGUUAUGCUCUUCCCCAUGCCAUUCUCCGUCUUGAUCUUGCUGGUCGCGAUCUCACUGAUGCAUUGAUGAAGAUUCUCACUGAGAGGGGUUACAUGUUCACCACCACUGCUGAACGGGAAAUUGUCCGUGACAUGAAGGAAAAGCUGGCAUAUGUUGCCCUUGACUAUGAGCAAGAGCUGGAAACAGCUAAGAGCAGUUCUUCUGUUGAGAAAAACUACGAGCUGCCCGAUGGACAAGUCAUCACGAUCGGGGCCGAGAGGUUCCGUUGUCCAGAAGUCCUCUUCCAGCCAUCAUUGAUUGGAAUGGAAGCUGCUGGAAUUCAUGAAACCACCUACAACUCCAUCAUGAAGUGUGAUGUGGAUAUCAGGAAGGAUCUUUAUGGUAAUAUUGUGCUUAGUGGUGGUUCCACAAUGUUCCCUGGUAUUGCAGACAGGAUGAGCAAAGAGAUUACUGCCCUUGCUCCAAGCAGCAUGAAAAUUAAGGUGGUGGCGCCGCCAGAGAGGAAAUACAGUGUCUGGAUUGGAGGGUCGAUCCUUGCAUCUCUCAGUACCUUCCAGCAGAUGUGGAUUUCCAAGGGCGAGUACGACGAAUCUGGUCCUUCAAUUGUCCACAGGAAGUGUUUCUAAAUCCAAUAAAGUCGAAGUCUUGGUGAGUCCUUAUGUUGUGGUUUCCUGUUGUUCCAUGUGAACUCAAGCUUCAUUACUUAGAGACGGAAAUGGUGGAGAGCAUGUUGGGAGUUUUUAUGUACCAUAGCUGUUCGAGAAGUAUGAUUCAGAUUUUUAUCGCCAUGUCUGAGAAGCAAGGUUGUUGAAGUCCCUCUCUGAAUGUGGCGAGCAGAACAUUGGUUUUGAAGUUGUUGCUAGUCAGCCAGUCUCUUUCUAGGAUGUUUUAAGAGGAGCUGGGAGUGUUGUUUUUUCUUUACUUUGUAUGCUCAUCUUGGUGAUAUAUAAGUUUUUUUCCCCUGGAACAGUAAUGUUAAUAUUGUGUGAGGAAUAUUGUAUGCGGUUUGAGGUUGGUUACUCAUCAAAGUUUCUCAAGUAGAGAUCUGUUUCUAUCUGUUA
Messenger RNA from Rhodamnia argentea, 1752 nucleotides. Its product is annotated as actin-7. The transcript has 5 exons. Bases 184 to 1317 code for a protein of 377 amino acids. The record is from RefSeq and is a predicted model, not a curated record. NCBI's taxonomy places the organism in Eukaryota, Viridiplantae, Streptophyta, Magnoliopsida, Myrtales, Myrtaceae.